This is a messenger RNA of Armigeres subalbatus, 6161 nucleotides long. RefSeq names its product leishmanolysin-like peptidase (gene Invadolysin). The transcript is spliced from 9 exons. Gene Ontology annotation, molecular function: metalloendopeptidase activity. Gene Ontology annotation, cellular component: cytoplasm; membrane. Bases 622 to 2691 code for a protein of 689 amino acids. Gene Ontology annotation, biological process: cell adhesion; proteolysis. The record is from RefSeq and is a predicted model, not a curated record. Lineage: Eukaryota; Metazoa; Arthropoda; Insecta; Diptera; Culicidae.
AAAUCCAGAAUAAAUCAAAGAAAAAUCACAUGACAAUUAAUAUACGUUAAACAUUUAGGAUGAGUGGAAAAUUGAGAAAAUGUAAAUCGUGUGAAAACAAAAUCCAGUGUAUAUCGAUUCAAUAAAGCCGAUCGCGCGAGAAGGGGCGACUUUCAGUGAGGUGAAUGCAUUCGACUCGAUCGUUUCGUGCUUCCGUGGUUCCGCGGCUCAGUCUGGUGUUGUGCGGGUUGCUAAGCUCAUUACACAGUUUUGGUGCUGGAGGUGAAGAAUAACCACUGCCAUCCGCGAAUGUCUCAGCCGAGCAAUGUCUGGUGGGUCUGUUGCACAGCAUCGGAGUAGUUUAAUGUGAGCAAAAAAAAAUACUAAUUCAAAGGCCAUCCGUGCUGCCGUGAAGUUUACUGAAUGAAAGUGCAAACGAAAGGAAAAGUUGUUCAGUGCUUGUUUUGAUUGUUUUAUAAACAAAUUGCGUGCAUGUACACUCUACAUAUUGCAUGCCCUACGCCUAGUGAGAAUAUUGGAAAAUUAUAAACACAAAAUCAUUUGAAAAGUUAGCAGAAUUUUGCGAAUCAAAACAUAUAUUUUGUGAAUAUAGUCAAUCAAUCAAUCAAAACGUGUUUCAGAAUGUGUAAUGAGAGAAAAUAUAGGCCAAUAAUAUUCAUGGCUAUUUGGUUCGCCACAUUACAUAUGUUGAAUGGGGAAUAUGCAGAAAACAAUGGUAUCCAUAACCAUGGCCACAAGCACUGCAAGCAUCAACAUCCUAAGGCACACGAGGUGAUACAUGGCGUAAGACUGGAACCACUGCAUGUAAUACGGAAACGUAGCCUUGAUCAGCCGCUUCGAAUUCUACUAGUGUACGAUGAAUCAGUUUACCGAUUGGAUUCUGAUAAAUUUGCUCUAAUAAAUGACACAAUUCUGCCAGAGGCGGUACGCUUCUGGGAACAAGCGCUGAUGGUGCGCCAAACAAAAGAGAUUAUAAGACUGAAUCGAAAGUGCGAAAGCAGUCAGGUUUUCGUUAAGAAUUCACUGACCUACUGCAUCGAUUCCUGUAAAUCAGUGACACUAUGCGGCGAAGUUCAAGUGCCCGAGGAUCAUCUGGAUGUUUGCCGAGUGUGCAAUUCAACCGGUCAGGAUUGCCGAGAGGACAGUACCACUACUGCAGGAGCCGGUAUUUCGAACGCAGAUUUCGUAUUUUAUGUUUCCGCACGACAGUCGGAAAGAUGCCAUAAGGGUUUAACGGUGGCAUACGCUGCUCAUUGUCAACAGGAAGCGGCGCUUGAUCGACCCAUAGCAGGGCAUGCAAAUCUUUGCCCAGAAAGCAUUAGCACUAAACCUCAGGAGUUACAAACGCUUCUAUCUACCGUGAAGCAUGAAAUUCUGCACGCUCUGGGGUUUUCCGUAAGCUUAUACGCAUUUUUCAGAGAUAACGAGGGAAACCCACGAACACCACGUAAGCCAGAUACCGGAAAACCUUAUUUAAAUGAAAAAUUGCAAAUCCACCAGUGGAGUGAGCAAACAAUCAGAAAGGUUGUACGUGAACAAUGGGCGGUACGAGGGGGCUAUAUCAGCAGAACGAUAGACAUGAUGGUAACUCCUCGAGUAUCCAAAGAGGUACGAGACCAUUUCAGCUGUCAGAAACUAGAAGGAGCCGAGCUCGAAGAUCAAGGCGGAGAAGGUACAGCCUUGACCCAUUGGGAAAAGCGAGUGCUAGAGAAUGAAGCCAUGACUGGAACCCAUACACAGAGUUCUGCUUUUUCACGAAUUACGCUGGCAUUGAUGGAAGACUCGGGAUGGUACAAAGCAAAUUACAGUAUGGCCUCACCUCUCACCUGGGGUCGUGGGCUAGGGUGUAAUUUUGCGAUGAAGAGCUGCAAAGAUUGGAUAACUGCAAACAAUGCAAGCUCUAUAACAGGAUUCUCCGAAAUUGCUAAAGGGCGCUCUAUUCAUCCAUUCUGCGCAAAGGUAAAACGCGAUCCACUUCAGACUGAAUGUACCGAUGACCGUAGUUCUGUGGCACUGUGCAAUUUGAUACGACAUGAAAAUCCUCUACCUAAACAGUAUCAGAAUUUUGAUUCGUUGGCACAUGUUCCAACUGGACAGGAGGCCUAUUACGGAGGUUCAGUAUCACUAGCGGAUCACUGUCCAUACAUUCAGGAGUUUACGUGGCGCAGUAGAAACGUUGUCGUGCGUGGAUCGCAGUGUCAGUUUACAGAUAACAACCCAAAAGCAGAGAAAAAUUUCGCGUUGGAAUCAUACGGACCUGAAUCGAAAUGCUUCGAUCAUAGCGAGCAUAUGUGGGAGGAGCGAUCCUGUGGACAGACGCGCGAAUGGCAGCACUGGGGAUCUGGGUGCUACCAAUACAAGUGUGACAGAGGUCGAUUGCAUAUCAUAAUUGCAAACCAUUCCUACGAGUGUUUCUACGCGGGGCAAGAAUUGAGCAUUCAACUGAUAGCAGGAGGUUGGCUGCACAAGGGAGUAGUGGUAUGCCCUCCCUGUAAAGAAAUGUGCAAUACCGAAUUCGAACUAAAAGGUGAUCGAUGUAAACCGAGCGAAGAAGCGCCUUCCAUCACUUUUUAUCCGAAACAUGAGCUAAAGUGCAGCGCUGCAAGCACUGUGCGGUCAAUAGCAAACUUCGAUGUUUUCUUUUCUUUGCUAGUCAUAGGGGUUUCACUUUUAUUGCGAUUAGAAAGCUAACUCAUCAUUCCGUACUAGAAAGUCUAUGAACCGUACUCUUUCCAAUUGAUAAUCUUUGUGAUGUGAUAGUAUUCAUCUGUGUUUUUCUUUUCGUUUUAACGCACAACAGAAGCUUUUAUAUAGUUGUUAACAUGUUGAGUAAAUGGAUGAACAUGGUUUGUAUGUGUGCGCGUGUGCGUGUACAUUUUAACCCCCUUACAUUUGUAUUAUAGUCUGAUUCAGUCCGGAAGGUACAACGUGCCAGCUCGAUUGUGGCUUCAAAUUACAUUUCAAACUGUCUGGUAUUUCAUGACCAGCCCGAAGUCGUUGACUUCCAAUAAGCACCACCUAUGUAUGUUGCCAUCAUUUUUAAUUAGGUUGCAAACAUAUUUCCAGAUCAAAAGCAAUUUUCUAUAAUCCAGCGCGUAUAAAGUUUCAAGUAAAACAUAAUCUUUUCCGAUUGUAGAAAAUAUGUACAUCUACAUCCUUUUCCAUCUAAACGCAAAUAGGAAAGGAGAACAAUUGUGCAAACUCGUCACUUUAAUUUAAUCAGUCGGUUAUGCGUGGCCCAAUAAUGUUCUUGAAAAGUGAAAAGAAUAAAAUUUAACAUGGAACCAAAUAUACUCUAUUACCAAUAUAGUCCACUUCUUGAAUCCCCAUAUAUUAGGCAGCACAUUCACACCAUCCUGCGUCACAAAACGUCAUUUCAUUUAUUUAUAGUUUCUAAAUAGAUAACACUGAAUCAACAAUUGACCGUAAUAAUACAAGGUUCGAGGCUGCAUCUCUCCAUCCACGAAUGCGCCCCACGCUCGCCAAUCGUUUUGUACCUGGUCAACCCACCUUGCUCGCUGCGCUCCACGCCGUCUUGUACCUGCCGGAUCGGAAGCGAACGCCAUUUUUGCAGGGUUGCUAUCCGGCAUACUUGCAACAUGCCCUGUCCAUCGUACUCUUCCGGCUUUAGCUAUCUUCUGGAUACUUCGCUGUAGAGCUGGGCCGUUUUCUUGCAUACCGCCAAAGGUCCUAAGCACCCGUCUCUCGAAUACUCCGAGUGCUUGCAAGUCCUCCUCGAGUAUUGUACAUGUUUCAUGUCCGUAGAGCACUACCGGUCUUAUCAGCGUCUUGUACAUAACACAUUUGGUGCGGUGGUGAAUCUUUUUUAACCGGAGUUUCUUCUGGAGCCCGUAGUAGGCCCGAAUUCCACAGAUGAUGCGCCUUCGUAAUUCACGACUAACAUUGUUAUCAGUCGUUAGCAAGAAUCCAAGGUAGACGAAUUCCUCGACCACCUCGGUCUAGUGUAACACUGCUUCCCAGGCGGGCCCUGCUGUGUUUGGCCGACAUUGUCCAUGUCAUCCGCAAAACAAAUAAAUUGACUGGAACUGUUGAAAAUUGCACCCCGUAUGUUACACCCGGCUAGUAUUCCGCCUUGAAAUAAAUGAACAUAGAGUGCGUUGGGACCUGGUAUUCACGGCAUUUUUGGUAGGACUUGACGUACAGUAAAGAUUUGUUCCGUUGUGGAGCGGCCGUCAACGAAGCCGGCUUGAUAACUUCCCACGAACUCAUUCACUUAUAAUAACAGACGACGGAAGAUGAUCUGGGACAGUGGCGUAGCUACGGGGAUGGUUUUGGACAUAACCCCCCCCCAGAGAAAAAAAUUUUAGAAGAAAUUUUUUUUCGAACAUUCUCGAAUUAAAACAAUGUUCGGAACAGGGUAGAAAUAUUUCACAGUCAAUGCAGUGAAAAACGUGGAUCUCAGUAUAAUCUGCAGUCGCCUUCUUCGCCGCCGUGGUGAGUGCGACUGGGUGCAGCCGAAAAAUCAUUUCCAACACCGACCUUUCAAUUUCGCAUUCAGCCACUCACAAGUCACUCUGACAUGCUGCUCAGUUCGCUCCUUACCAUAUGACUGUGAGUGGCCCAUUUAAACGCGUGGUGAAUUUUUUCAAUUUGCUGGGUGAAUGUGUACAUUUUGCUGUGGUAGAUUUCAUCUUCACGGUGAAGUGGGUGAUGUGAGUUCUGUUGUUUACUUUUCUGCCUCUCCGGGAAUGUGAUGUUGAUUUCAAAGCAGGAAGAAAAUAAAAACAUGAUAUAAAAAAACAUCACCUUCAUCCAGUGCUGCCGAAAAUAUACAACCCUGGUUCGGAAACCCCCCCCCCCUCCCAGACCUAUUUUCUGGCUACGCCACUGAUCUGGGAUUAAUUGUAGGCGGCAUUAAGGAUGGUGAUCGUUCGAAAGUUUUCAGCUGCUUUAUUGGUCUUUAACUGUUGGAUGGCAUCCUUAACUUCCCUCAAUGUUGGGCUGGGGCCGCUUCCUUGACUUUCACUGCCUGUACUCUGCUACUCCCAACUUUCGAUCACCACACGUUCGUCCGUCAUCCCUGCACAUUUCGGCUCGCGGCACGAAGCCUUCGCGGGAUGCGUUGAACUUCUGAUAGAACUUGCGUGUUUCUUCCACGCGGCGUUUCAUCUCCUGGAAAAGGGGGUCUGCUAUCUCCGCUUUUGUCUAUAUCUCAAAAGGCGACUAACGCCUGAAAACAAAAAUCAAAGGGUUGCGAAAACAAAUCUGACAAUUAUUGUAAAAAAUCAUGGCAUAUACAAUUCUGUAUACUUUUUAUACCGAUAUUGUAUUAAAAUAAUACAAAUUUGUAUUAUUUUAAUACAACAAUUGUAUUAAAAUCUUCCGAAAUUGUAUAUGCCAAAUUAUUAUACAAUUUCUGUAAGGUUCUUAUGCAGAACUGUAAUAAAAUCUGCUAUCCGCUGGUUGGGUGUAUUAAUUUUCUUCUAUAGUUAUAUUUGUUAUGUAUGUAUGGGGUCCACGAAACCAAUCACAGCCUUUUUUCAGAAAUACAAAUCUACGCUUCACUGUCGACUGAUACUGAUAUAUAUUUUCUCUGCAUUAAAUUGAUUAAAACAGAACCAACGAAAAAAAUAACUGAGAAUGCUGCGAGUAUUUACGAAAUCUCGUUAAAAUCGCUUGAAGAAAUUCGGCUUAAGCUAACCGAACGUAAACACAUGUGAAAUAAUUGACCUACAGAAAUUUGCGACCGAUCGCGAGCAUGUCCAGGCAGAUUGAGUCAAUGAAUGUAAAUGUAUUCUGUAAAUAGUAUGAUUUAUUACGAAUUUAACAUUUAAAUAGAUAAGAAUAUUGUACAUAGUUAGGUACUAAGGAGACAUACUAGUAAAAGACAGAUGGAUCUCAAUCUGUAUAAAAUUGACAUCAGAAUACAAAGCAGGAUUUAGUAUUGUUUUGCCAGAACAAAAUAUCUAGACUAUAAGUAGAAAAUUUUUCAAUUAACGCUGGGGUGAUGACUUGAGAUAUGAGUCUAAUAAUUUUAAACGAUAAGUCAGUGGUAUAUUCUGUGAAGUCUUCCCUGAUUCGGUGCCGUUAUAGCUUGAAAUUGAGAUGAGAGUGAUAAAAAAUUGGAUGUUGAACUGCCAAAGUUUUGUUGAUCGAACAAUGUAAAUAAAGAAUGUGAAGCAAUAUAAAGAUUUCCAUUA